GUGCCCCGCCCGCCUAGCGGCCACGCUCGCUCUCUCGGCGGGGGCGUUCAGGCCUCCCUCAACUCUCGCGAGACGAGGCGUCCCUGGGCCCUCUGGAGACUUGUGUCACGGGGUGCUGAGCUGUUCCCUACGCUAAGACCACCCUGGCCUGCCAUGCUCUCAUCCUGUGCCUAUAAAAACCCCGAGACCCUGGCGGGCAGACACACAAGCAGCUGGACUUUGAGAGGAUCAUAUCGGCAGAGAAUACAGGGGCGGCUGGAUGUCGAAAAGAACGCACCAGUAUAGGAGCACACCGGCAUGCUGGCAGGCCGUUGACCAGCGGAAGAAUGCAGAGUUUGUCCGGGGAGGUCAGAGAGGAGUCAGGCCGCCAUACCUGACUCCAGGAGAAAACCGUCUCCCUUCUGGUUCCCUCGUCUGCCGAGAGCUACUUCCACUCAAUAAAACUUUCCACUCAUUCUUCAAGCCCACGUGCGAUCCAGUUCUUCUGGUGCACCAAGGGUCUCACUCUAUUCCUGGACUGGAGUGCAGUGGCACUAUCACAGCGCACCAUAGCCUCGACCUCCUGGGCUCAGGUGAUCCUCCUGCCUUAGUCUCCCAAGUAGCUGGGACUACAGGUAUGUGCCAUUAUUCCCAGCUAAUUUUUAUUUGUUAUCUUUUUUGUAGAGAUGGCGUUUCACCAUUUUGCCCAGGCUACUUCUCUCUCUCUUUAUUCAUGCGUCCUUUCACUUUUUGAUAUCUAAGCCUUGCACAUCUCUUUUUCUCAGCCAGGGGGAUGGAUCUACACAUAGAGGACUUAAGCUCUAGGUACAGACCUUCCACACACUUGUCUGCCUAUCCCUGGCUUAGAUCUGGGUCCUGGUCACUCACAAAGAGUUCCAAGAUGGCCAUAUUGCAGCUCCAAGGCAAAUGCUGCAAAUCUUUCUCCUGAAUUAGAACUUGAAUAAAGGAGGAGUCAGAGUCCAAAAUCGCACUCCAGCAUUGAGGCUGUGGGCUUACAGUGGUCGGGAGAGUCUGAGUGCUAACUCUUCCUGGCUAAAGAUUGAUUUCUCAGGAACAGAAAAUCUCAUUCAUAUUCAUGUUGUAGGAUCUUUCGACGUGCUAAGGUGCUAAUAUUAUUUCAUUAUUAUAACAUUAUUUCAUUAUUAUAAUUUUGGGAGAUUUUCCUGGUGAAGAACCAGAUGUAUGAGAGAUUAAGUUAUUGGUCUAGAGUCAUAUAGCUUGUGAGAAGAACUGAAGUUUGAACUUAUCAUUGGACUACAAGAACUGUGCAUGCUACAUUUUACCACGUUACUUUUCUAAAACUAAGAGAAAAUAUAAUGAAAAAGUGAGAGAGGUGAGAAAAAAAUGGAGAAACUAAGACGUAGAAAGAAUAAAAAGAAUGAAAUAAAUUUUACUUUGGAUUGGUGAAUAGAAACUGAUCUGGCUAUUUUAAGCAGACAAGGAUUUUCUGUAGUGGAUUAAGUGCUAAUAAGAACAUACAUAUGAUGACACAAAAGUGGAAACAGUCCUUUUUUGAAAAAGUGAAAAUAAGAAAAGUCAAAAAUGUCCUAAGUGUAUAUGGCUAAAUGCUUUUUAAAAUUAGAGUGAUUCUGAAACAUAAUAUGUAAAAAUUCUGUAACAUAUGGGCAACAGGAAACAGGAAAAUGAUUAUGACAGAUAAGAAACAAAAUUUUUUUGACUGUAUGCCAUGCAUGAAAGCUCAACAUUAAGGGAGUUUAUAAAGCCCUUACAAGAGUUUCUGCAUCUAGAGGGAGGUCAUUAAGCACUAGCUGUUAGUAUCACUAUCCUAAUGUUUACCCAGGAGAAACCAUAGACUACAUAUAUCAUGUGGAAAGUGCCAACCCACACAAUUUUUGUUGCAAGCUCCAGGUAGUUGACUAUUUUCAAAGCCCCUUCAAGUCUUCUAUUGUCAAGAUAAGUGACAAGGCACCUGGCUAUGAAGGGCUCCAGAUUCAAUAUUUGGUAAGGUGGCUCCAAACACAUCUGAGACAUAAAGUUGGUGGUGCCAGCCUCAAUAGAUUCUGUUCUUGUUUUUUUCUUUUUUUAAAUUAGAAGUCAUAUACUCCUUAUGUCAAAUUAAACAGCAGAGAUGUAUGAAGAGAAAGUUCAGAAAUGCAGCCAAAUCAAAUUUCCCAUCUAAUUUUGCUAACAAAUGUUAAUGGCUCUAUGUCAGUCAACACAUUUCCAGUCAAUGCAUUUCAAAUUCAGGUAACGUUUGUUCAUUUUGGAAAAAGUUACAAAAUAGAAACUAGGAGUAAAAUAGCAUGCCUUCAAAAGAACUUCAUUUCAGAGAAUUAUUGGUGGAAAUAUAAAGACAGUAAGCUUAAUUCCUUUAUAGAUAUAUGAACAAAAGGGCUUAGAACAAACAAAUUACCUUUAUGGUAUUUUGUUAGUUAACUAUAAAAAUACAUUUUUGUUGGUAUUAUUCUGGAAAAAAAGAAUGUUUAUUAAACAAGACUGUGAGCUCCUUAACGAUUGGUAUUAUCAUAAAACCUAGCAAAGAACCAGCCUCACCAUGUGAUGGGUAUUUUCUGACUAUUUGUUAAAAUUUUAAAAAAGAACAUUUAAACUCCAUUAAAUGCCAGGCUUUUUGUUUCUAUAAUGUCAUUGGAGUGCUCAUUUUACUUAUUAUGAAUACUACUUUCUUCCAUUAUAAUCAUUAAAAUCAGAUAAAACAUUUA
Molecule: messenger RNA, 2681 nt
Organism: Symphalangus syndactylus (siamang)
Lineage: Eukaryota; Metazoa; Chordata; Mammalia; Primates; Hylobatidae
Source: RefSeq, a predicted model, not a curated record